Molecule: messenger RNA, 1343 nt
Organism: Raphanus sativus (radish)
Lineage: Eukaryota; Viridiplantae; Streptophyta; Magnoliopsida; Brassicales; Brassicaceae
Product: protein Brevis radix-like 4
Exons: 5
Coding region: 102-1223 (373 amino acids)
Source: RefSeq, a predicted model, not a curated record
ACUGACAGCAUCUCUCUCUCUCUCUCUCUCUCUCUCUCUCUCUCUCUCUCUCCCUCUCUCUAUCUCCGUAUCCAAAAAGACAAAGAAGCCGUCGCCGGAAAAUGCUGACGUGUAUAGCUCGUUCUAAGCGAGCAGGUGAUGAAUCCCCGGGUCAACCCGACGAUCCGGAUUCCAAGCACGCCAAAUCUCUAACAUCUCAGCUCAAGGACAUGGCUCUGAAAGCUUCAGGGGCUUACCGGCAUUGCACGCCGUGUACGGCGGCGCAGCCUCAGGGGCAACCGAUCAAGAACAAUCCGUCGACGACGACGACGGCGAAGCCGGAUACCGAAUCCGAUCAACGGUUUAAGAUGCUGUACGGAAGAUCAAACAGCUCCAUCACCGCCACGGCGGCGGCGGCGGCGAUGCAGCAGCAGCAGCCGAGGGUGUGGGGGAAAGAGAUGGAGGCGAGGCUGAAAGGGAUAUCGAGCGGCGAAGCGACUCCGAAGUCGGCGAGCGGGAGGAACCGGGUUGACCCGAUCGUGUUCGUGGAGGAGAAAGAGCCGAAAGAAUGGGUCGCUCAGGUGGAGCCAGGGGUUCUCAUCACCUUUGUCUCUCUUCCCGGCGGUGGCAAUGAUCUCAAGCGUAUACGUUUCAGCCGAGACAUGUUCAACAAGUUACAAGCUCAACGAUGGUGGGCAGAUAACUAUGACAAAGUAAAGGAACUUUACAACGUUCAAAAACUAAGCCGCAACGCUUUCCCUCUUCCCACGCCUCCUAUAUCCGAAGACGAGGCAAAAGCAGAGUACCACCAUCCAGAAGAUACUCCUGCAACGCCACCUUUGAACAAAGAACGUUUGCCUCGUACCGUACAUCGUCCAGCUGGAUUGGCUGCUUACUCAUCAUCGGACUCACUCGACCAUAGGUCCACGCACGACUCUGGUCUACAAAACUCAACUCCUAAACUGUCAAGCAUAAGCGGGGCCAAAACAGAAACUUCUUCCAUGGAUAGCUCGUCUAGAGAUGCAGACCGGUCAGAGGAAAUGUCGGUGAGCAAUGCGAGCGAUGUUGAUCAGAACGAGUGGGUGGAGCAAGAUGAGCCUGGAGUUUAUAUCACUAUUAAGGUUUUACCAAAUGGGAAAAGAGAGCUUAGAAGAGUCAGAUUCAGCCGAGAGAUAUUCGGAGAGAUGCAAGCGAGGGUAUGGUGGGAAGAGAACAGGGCAAGGAUACAUGAACAAUACUUGUGAUUAUUAUUAUCGUCUUAAAAAAAUCUGUUUUGGUUCAUCAAAACGGUUUUGUAUUUCCCAUUACUCAUUCUCGGUAAUACCGUUUUUUAUCUAUUCCAAGCAAAGUCUUGUCUUUCUUUC